UUCAUGUUUCUUUUAAUACAUCAAAUCAAACACAGCAUAAGAAAAACACAAACAUAACUAAUGUAAGUAUUACUAAUACAUCAAAUUUUAUAUUAUUCUUAUACAUUCUGCCAAACGACACUUAGUAAUUUUGGUAUUUCCCACUUUUUUGACCGAAUACGAUUUCUAUCAGUGCGGUACAGUACAGAUACGGAAUAACGCUGUUAAAAAAUACUUACUCAAGAAAAAGUAUGUUGCCUACUGAGAUUGGAAAUCAGUAGAAAUUUCUCAUCAAUUGUGUUGGGUUCUUGUUCUAUCUUGCUUCUUUCCUUCCCAUUUGAGGUUAUACUCAUUUUGAAACGCCGAUAACCACUGAUCUGAGCUCAGGCUGAUAUAAAUCAAUCAAUGAAUGUGGUUUUGAAGUAAUUCACAUCGUCUUGAAAUCGCAAGAUAACUGAAAUUGCGUCCUUGAAAUUCUCUGUUUAAGUCCUACAUGCACGGCCUAAGCCGGCUAGGCAAUGGCGUGAACUCGCCAUCUCCGCCAUCCUCCCCUCGUUUCCGUCAUGCCCGGAAUAAGAACGCUGCUUUUGGAGGUGGUUUCCCCGGUGAUAGUUGUGAGGUAAAGCUGCAGAAUUAUGCAGAGAAGUUAGGCUUUAUGAUAGUAUCUGCUGUAUAUAGACGAAGAGGGGUGUUACUUUUUGCUCCUUUGUUAUAUAUAUCGGGAAUGUUGUUAUAUAUGGGUGCUUUAGGAUUUGAUGCAUCUGGUAGAAGUGGUACGGAGGCGCCACUUGGAUCAGUUUACAGGAGCCCACAGGUUUUUGAAAAGCUCUGGCCAUUAAUGGAGGCUGAGAACAAUGGAAGCUCUAAUUUGUUAACAAAUGUGUGGAAUCCUAAGUUGCAUCAAGUUUGGAAGCCUUGUAUUGCCCAUACUGUUUCUCAAGAAGGUUUCACAGAACUGCCAAAGUCGAAUGGCUACCUCAUAAUUGAAGCAAAUGGUGGACUGAACCAACAAAGGUUAUCGAUAUGUGAUGCUGUAGCAGUUGCAGGACUACUGAAUGCUACUCUUGUUAUUCCAAUUUUUCACUUAAAUAGCGUCUGGCGAGACUCUAGUAAGUUCCGUGACAUAUUUGAUGAGGACUUCUUCAUCUAUGCUCUAAGAAAUCAUGUGAAGGUGGUUAGAGAACUCCCUGAAGAUUUACUACUGCAGUUUGGCAAUAAUAUAAGUAGCAUUGUUAACUUAAGAGUAAAGGCAUGGUCCAGCCCAACCUAUUAUCUUCUAAAGGUCCUGCCAAAGUUGAAGGAGUUGGGGGCUGUUCGCAUUGCACCUUUUUCCAACAGAUUGGCCCAUUCAGUUCCUCCAAAUAUCCAAGGGCUUCGAUGUUUGUGCAAUUUUGAAGCACUUAGGUUUUCCGAACCCAUACGCAUGCUUGCAGCAAAGAUGGUUGAUCAAAUGGUAAAAAAGAGCUCUAAAACGAGUGGAAGAUAUGUUUCGGUGCACAUCCGCUUUGAAGAGGACAUGGUUGCAUUUUCAUGCUGUACAUAUGAUGGUGGGGAAGAAGAAAAACAUGAGAUGGAUAUUGCCCGUGAAAGAAGUUGGAGAGGAAAAUUCAGGCGAACAGGAAGAGUUAUAAGGCCAGGUGUAAACCGAAUUGAUGGGAAGUGCCCGCUAACUCCACUUGAGGACCGCAGUACGACACAGAUGAUUGAGACAGGACAUGAAUCACAAGACCGUUAUAUUUUACCUCUUCAAAUUUCUUUACAACUUGUUCCGUUACAGACCCUCCGGACCUUAUUUACAAAUGUUUGGGACAUCCGAGUCUCUCCAAGAUACAGAAGAUGGUGGCUAGUUUGUCUAGUUUAUCCACAUUAGAUUGUGUGUCGUGUUAACUUGGUAAAUACACCCGUGCUAUAUUUUCACGUGGUAUUGAGAGUUGUUCAGAGUCUAUUUUUUCAUUAGUUCAUUAUGAUAUUUGGGGUCCUAGUAGAGUUAGUUCACCCUUAGGAUUUUGUUAUUGCGUUAGUUUCAUUGAUGAUUUUUCAAGAUGUACUUAGGGUUUUCUUAAUCAAAAUCUUUAUGAGUUAUUUUCUAUAUUUUUGUGCUGAAAUACAAAAUCAAUGUGGUGCUUCUAUUCGUACUUUUCAUAAUGAUAAUGCCUUAGAAUACUUAUCCUCUCAGUUUCAAGAGUUUAUGACUCACCAAGGAAUUAUUCACUAGACAUCAUGUCCAUACACCCCUCAGCAGAACAGUAUAACAGAAAGGAAAAAUAGGCAUCUCAUUGAAACGGCUCGCUCUCUUCCCAUUGAAUCCCAUGUUCCGUUGCAUUUUUGAGGCGAUGCAGUCUUCGCAUCUUGCUAUCUCAUUAAUAGAAUGCCAGCAUCUUUGAUUCGGAAUCAGAUUCCCCAUUCCAUACUAUUUCCUCAGUCACAUCUCUACUCUAUCCCCCCUCGUGUUUCUAAGAGCACAUGUUUUGUUCAUAACUUACCCAGGAAAAGAUAAAUUAGCCCUUUAUGCUCUCAAAUGUGUCUUCCUUGGUUACGCUCGAGUUCCAAAAGGGUAUCGAUACUAUUCACCUUAUCUUGGUUGCUGCUUUAUGUCCGCCGAUGUCACAUUCUUUGAAUCUCAACCUUACAUUUGAUCAUUUUGAUAUCUCUGAGGUCUUACCCAUAUCUCUAGUCUUACCCACACCAACCUUAUAGGAAUCUACGGUUACUUAUACAUCUCCAGCUGCAGUACCGCCCCUUUUGACUUAUAAUCGCCGCGCCUCCAACAUUCGUCCCAGAUGAUUCAUGUUAUGUACUUGAAGCUGCCUCUACCGCGGACUUGCCUCCUCUUAGCCAAUCAGUUGCACUUCGAAAAGUAUAAGAUCCACUCAUAAUGCUAGCCCACAUUAUACUUUCUUGAGUUAUCAUCGUCUAUCAUCACCUUAUUAUGCUUUUGUAUCAUCUUUGUCCUCUAUUUCCAUCCCUAAGACUACAGGUGAAGUACUUUCACAUUCAGGAUGGAAACAGACUAUGAUUGAUGAGAUGUCUGAUACGAGUGGUACUUGGGAGCUUGUUUCCUUCCUGCAAGUAAAUCUGCCGAUGGUUUUUGUUGAGUUUAUGCUGUCAAAGUUGGUCUAGACAGUCAGGUUGAUUAGCUUAAGGCUCUUCUUGUUGACAAAGAAUAUACACAGAUAUUUGGGCUUGAUUAUAGUGACACUUUCUCUCUCAUGGCUAAAGUAGCAUCUGUCCGCCUUUUUCUAUCUAUGGUUGUCGUUCGUCAUUGGCCUCUUUAUCAGUUGGACAUAAAGAUUGUUUUUUUGCACGGUGAUCUUGAAGAAGAAGUCUAUAUAGAGCAACCACUUGGUUUUGUUGCUCAAGGAGAGUCUAGUGGCCUUGUAUGUCGAUUGCGUAGGUCACUCUAUGGUCUGAAAUAGUUCCCUCGAGCUUGGUAUGGGAAGUUUAGCACAAUAGUUCAAUAUUUUCUAGGUAUAGAGGCUGCUCAGUCCAGAUUAGGUAUUGUUAUUUCUCAACGCAAGUAUGCCUUAGACAUUCUUGGGGAGACAGGAAUGAUUGAAUAUAAACCCAUGACACUCAUAUGGAUCUGAAUACUAAACUUCUGCCAGGACAGGGGGAGCCACUCAGUGAUCCGGGAAGGUAUAUGCGGUUGUUUGAAAAGCUGAAUAAUCUCACAGUGACUAGACUUGUCAUAUCCUUUCCUGUGAGUGUUGUAAGUUUAUGACUUCCCUUGUGAAAGUCAUUGGGAUGCAGUUCUUAUUUUGCGAUUUAUAAAGUUAUCUCCAGGUAAAGGACUACUCUUUGAGGAUCGAGGCCAUGAGCAUAUCAUUGGAUAUACAUAUGCUGAUUGAGUAGGAUCACCCUCUGAUAGGCAUUCUAUAUUCGGAUAUUGUGUUUUAGCAGGAGGUAAUUUGGUGUCCUGGAAGAGUAAGAAAUAGAAUGUGGUUGCUCGAUCUAGUGCAGAAGUAGAAUAUCGAGCAAUUGCUAUAGCAACCUUUGAGCUUGUUUGGAUCAAACAGUUGUUGAGAGAACUAAAUUUUGGAGAAAUCGGUAAUAUGGAACUUGUGUGUGAUAAUUAAACAAUCCUUCAUAUCGCAUCAAAUUCAGUGUUUCAUUAGAGGACUAAGCACAUAGAGAUUGAUUGUCACUAUGUCAGAGAAAAGAUACUCUUAGGAGAUGUUACAAAAUUUGUGAAGUCAAGUGAUCAACUUGCGAAUAUCUUUACUAAGUCUUUCAUCAGUCCUCGUCUUAAUUACAUUUGUAACAAGCUAGGUGCAUAUGACUUGUAUGAACCAGUUUGAGGGGGAGUGUUCGAAUAUGAGUAGGAAUAUGAAUAUUAUCUAGAAUCCUACUUGGAAAAUGAUUGUAAAGUAGUGUCCAUAUAUAGGAUCUCAAUGUAAUAAUGUAAACACAACAAUUCAAUAAUAUUUUUCUCCUAUAUUUCUCCUAUGCAAAAAUGACAAUGAGCUAUGACAGUUAAAGACACCAUCCCUUUAGGCAUACUUUUAACAUGUAAUGCAGCGGACUUGAUGAUGUGAGUGUCUUUUUGAAAAGUUUAUGAGUACAUUAGUUGAAGGAAACCUUGGAGUAAAGUUGCUGCCAUGUGACCAGGAGGUCAUGGGUUCAAGCCUUGAAAAUAGCCUCUGACAGAAAUUAAAGGUAAGGUUGCGUACAGGACACCCUUGUGGUGGAGCUCUUCCUCAGGUCCGAUAAUCGAUGCAUAGGGGGAGCUUUAGUGCACCGGGUUGCCCUUUAUGAAUGGGUUGCCCUUUAUGAAUACAUUAGUUGCAAUAGUUAACUGUAUUAGGAAAUACUCGAAAACAUAAUAUCUUGUUAAACAUUCAAUAAACUCCGUAAGUGGAAAAACAUUAUUCUCAUAUGUGCUUGUGAGAAAUAUAGGGCUCAUUUUUAACCAUGCAAAGAGCUCAUUUUUAACCCGAAAGGACUCCAAUAUUUUCAACACGAAAGGGCUCCAUCGUUUUAAAAAUCGAAUGGCUCCAAUAGUUUCAACCCGAAAGGGCUCCAAUAUUUUUAACCUGAAAGGUUUCCAAUACUUUUGAUCCGCAAAGGCUCUAGUUUUAAACAUGCCAAGUAGCAGUUAUGAAGAUUAGAUGAAGAAUAUUAUUCAAUUGUUGUAACUACAUUACACUAAGACCCUAUUUAUAGGUACUACAUUCUAAUCCUUUUUCAAAUAGGACAUUAUAUUACAAUCCUUUUCCAGGUAGGAUUCUAUAUGCUAUUUCUAUUCCCACUCAUAUUCUUGCUGUAAUACCCCGAAGAUUUCUAGCAAAUUUCGUCCCAACAAUGCCUAGUAUUAGCUUCUAAACUGAAGGAUAAUUAUUACAUGAGGAAUUUUCAAGAUUUUCA
This is a messenger RNA of Capsicum annuum, 5343 nucleotides long. RefSeq names its product O-fucosyltransferase 9. Lineage: Eukaryota; Viridiplantae; Streptophyta; Magnoliopsida; Solanales; Solanaceae. The transcript is spliced from 8 exons. The coding region runs from base 473 to 1849 and encodes 458 amino acids. The record is from RefSeq and is a predicted model, not a curated record.